CGCCGUCCGUCGUGGGCUUCGAGGGCGACGGGCGUUGCUUUGGUGCCAGCAUAUGCUGCACUUGGGCUCUCGCUCUAUUAUGCUGCUCGGCCGAUUCUUGCCACCAAUUACGGACCCAUUCUCUGUGUGUGCUCAGGUGUCGUGACUGGCGUCCCGCGAAGUCGAUCGAAGCGCACCGUCCCGCGCCCCGAAACUCUGGCGUCGGGGUUUUCGCUUGCGCAUCGCGCCUCGAUGCUGUCCUUUUGCUGCUUCCCGAGUUCUUCACGUUAUUGCUCGAGCGAGCCCCCGCGUUCUCUUGUCUUUCAAGAGGUGUGAUGGUCUCACACUCUGGUCUUGCGCCAGAUCGCCGGUCCACUUGGAUCUGUGCUUGGUGAGUUUGCCGAGAAUGUGAUUUGAUGCUUUUUCCAAGUGAUGGGCGGGCAAGAGGUACGAGUCCGCAUGUGAGCCCUGGUCGUAGGGCUUGCUUUUGCGCACCUUCUGCUCGCAAUUGUGCAAGCGCAGGGUCUAGAGGCGUGGAUUUUCGCCACAUUAUCUGGCUUAGGGAAAGUUCCGCAAUUGAGCUCUUCUUUCCACCUUGGUGCAGCCUUUGGAGCCUGGCGUGUUAUCGGGGCAUUUGCGGGCUCGCAAUGGAUGAUGUCGUGGACCGAGUCACGGAACAGGUGCUCGAUGAUGUUGGAAAAUUGUUAGACCAGGACAAGUUGGAUCACGCAUCGAGGAGUUUCAGUUAAACACUGCCGGUUUUGUUAUUUUUCCGCCGGGGGCAAGUGAGCAUCUUGGCGGUUGAUAGCAAUGGUGUCGUUCAAAAUAUCAAAAGUUGGCACCCGGUACAGAUCGAAGCCGGGACCGUUUUCGUACAAUAAUUCUUCUCCUGAACCUGGAGAUUGCACUUCUUUGAAGACAAGUCAGUCGUGCGGUGGACAACAAUUUGGAGUUAGUAAUGCAGCUGGGGGAGCCAACUAUGGCACAGAGGCCUAUAUGUCAGGUUCACAGGCUUCAAAGAUUGUGGAGACAAGCCCUUCAGUGGCUAAAGUUUCAGUAACAGGAGACUUUAGUGGAGUGGAUGGGUUAUCUUGUAUCUCAGGCAAGAGGAAGCGAGAGGAGACUGUGCAGUCCAAGAUGAAUGGAGACGCGGGAGAGCAUUCCUUAAGCUCCAAAGACAACCUGGAUAGUUCCUUGGAAGCAUCUUUUGCACUCAACCUUUUUCUCGACGGAUUCACCAUUGGCAAACCCACUGAGAGAGGAAAGGCGCCUCCAUUGGGUUUCGAGGUGAUGGAUAACGUUUAUCCAUAUGAUCGCACGACCUCAAGUUUUAUAUCUGACAUUGACAAUGGCUGGAUCCCGCAGAGUCUUCUGGAAGACAUACCUUGCACAUACAUAGAUGGGUGUAUCUUUUGUGAGCUGCGCGAUUAUCGCAGUUCCAUACCGCAUGAUCCGAGAGAUUCCUGGUCCGGUUCUCCGUACACCAAUUCGAAUAAGGUGCAAGAAUGGGUUGCUUCUGUGCAAAGAGUUCGCCUGAGGCCAACUGCAGAGACAAUAAUCAGUGAUAUAGCUGCGAUCACCGACGAGACGUGGACAUAUUCCGAUAUACUGGAAGUUGAGGCAAAGAUUUUGAAGGCCGUACAACCACCUAUAUCUCUAGACCCAACACCUGAAGUUGCAAAAAAGGCAUACAUCGCAAAUUAUAACAAGAUGAAAUUCAACGUGGGUCGGCGUAUGUUUCGACGCUACAGGAUGCCGAAGGAAGGUCACUCAGUUCGCCGUCAGCGAAUUGCUGCUGUUGCUAAAACACUGGCGAAAAUAGGCAGCCUGACCACAGCGAGGAGGAUGGCGCUGGAAAGAAUGUACGCUAUAUCAAUACCCCCUGUUCAAGUUCCCUCCUCACCUUCUUCAAGUACUCCUGCAACACCUGCAACACCGUCUACUCUCACGUCUGCAAACGAAAGUACUGGUUUUGGUGGAGACAUGAAGUUGGCAUCAGCGUCCUCUCUUCUAGGGAAACGGGACAGUAAAGAGUUCGCAGCAGCAGCUCGAGAUGCGAAGAGAUUGAAAUCUGCUCAUGUGAAGGCUGAGAAGAUUCACCAUCAACAACAGAAAAUGCAGCAAAAACAAGAUGCUAAACAUCAGAAAGAUCUGCAGCGAAACAAGAAGGUUCAUCAAUUACAACAAACGAAGCUUGAAAAACAGAGGAGUACGGAUUCCAUAUCGCAAAAGCAGAUGCAACAAAUGGGUGUUCAGACUCAACAAUCGUCGCAGGAAACUGGUUCUCAUUCUGAUUUGAGGGCUUCUGGGCAGUUUGAUCAGGAUCAGCUAGAUGGAAAGCCGUCAGACAUGGAGAUCAGUAAGCCAAUACAUGACGGUGAGCAGGAACUGGAAGAAGCUGAAAAAGCUGGAAUGGAGUGGGAAGUUAAAUUUGAGAUCAAGGAAGAGCCUGGGACUCUCCAACAACUUUCAAUGCCUGAUCAGUCAGAACAGCAACUACAGCGGCCUCAUACACCUCAAACUCCACGUACACUUCAGUCUAGGCAGGCGCCCAGUCCGUUUGCUCAAGCUUGGCAGCAGGUCGGGCAGGUGGGCGAUAGCAAGGUGGGUCUCAAAGGAGAGAAAGAGAUGAGGCAAAAAGAAGACAUGCUGAAGAGGAAGUUAAUUUCUAAUCAGAAGGGUCCUCAAAAGCCUGGCCAGAUGGCGUCUCCUGGUCUUAUGAAGACAGGUUCUAUGCCUUUGUCCGGACUACCUGGACUACCCCCUAUCUGUUCAGUUGGUUCACCACUGGUGCCGGCCUCGCCUUCCGGUUCUGGUCCUAAAUCACCCACACAGGUCGCACACAACUUCUCCUCUGCAACGAAUCAAAUGGAUAUGUUAUCAGCCCAAAUGUCAGCACAUAUGAAUCCUUCUCAAAUGAAUGCAUAUACGUUGCGGAGACGGUCGAAUUCGUUACCGAAGCUUCAAGCCGCGGCUUCACCCAACAGCCUUUCCAACUCAAUGCCAUCCCCUAUGCUCAGUAGUCCAUCUACUGCAUCUAUCAGUGCAUCCCACUGUAGCUCAAGCAUGAAUUCAGAGCAAACAGUGUCGGGUCAACAGCUAAGUGGUCAGAGGCAAACAGGUAUGUCUGGUCCCAGCGGAUCCGGACAAGCUGAGAAGACAAAUCUCGACACCAUGGCGGCGUUGCUCGAAGCCAUUCACAGGCAUCAGUUGCACGUCAAAAAGAAACCGAAGGUGGAGCUUCCACCACCCAACAAAAAUCCUCCUUCGUUUCAGCUAUUGGAAGCUGCUCUUUUCGAUCGCUCGUGUACCGAAGAAAACAGAGAGCCAAAGGGUCGCAAGAGCAUGGCCAACUCUCUUGUUGGUGGUAAUAUAAAUGCCAGGAAGACUCGCUUUUUGCAGUUCAUCAAGCAAGAGCAAGUUUUGCAAGGCGUUAAUCUUCCUCCCUUGCUGGUGCGAUCUCGAACACGCUUGGUCUUAUGUGGGCGCGGCAAAGACACUAUGGUUGAAGCAGUGGUCCAACUCGGUGAUGAUCAGGAUGAUGAUACUCAGCCGAACGUUGUUCCUCCUCAUCACGUGCUCCCUACGAUGUCGAACCCUGAAAAGGCAGAUCAGUUCGCAGCGCAGUACGCAGUUUUGAUGGAGAAAGAAGGUUGGGAACUUAUGGAUGACCAGGUUCAGGCGGCUGUGCCUAGAGGGGCUCAAGCAAUGACAGCAAAUGCCGCAUCGAACGCACGGCCUAUGCAAGCAGGUGCUUCUACUUUGGCCAGCUCUGCGAAUCAUAUGGGAACAUCACCAAGAGUACUUAUGAAUCAGCAGCACAUGCCAGGUUUGCCUGGACCGUCUGGAACCUCAGUCCUUAGCCAGCUCCAGCCCUCUUCUCCAAGCGCAUUAGCAGCUGCCCGUAUGCCUCCACCUGGAAACUCUACCCGGCAAACUAUGACCAAUAUAUUAGGACAGCCAGGUACAAGCAAGGGCAUGCAGAUGGAUGCCACAGCUUCUCAGUUAGCAAUGGCGCAAAUGCAUCAACAGCAGCAGCUUCAGCAUCACCAUCAGCUACAACAACAACAGCAACAACACCAUCAGCAGCAGCAGCAGCAACACCAGCAGCAGCAACAACAACAACAGCAGCAGCAACAACAACAGCAGCAACAGACUCAACAACAGCAACAUCAGCAUCAACAACCAACACAACAGCAACAAACGCAUCAACAAAAUUCGCGGUCACAGCAGCUAGUAAGCAGUCAACAACAGCUCGUUGCGCAGUUGAGUGGUCAUAAUACAUCCGGUCAGCCCAUGUCUCCGCAGAUUGUUCCUCAUCAAAAUCAGCAAAUGCAGCAGCAGCUACAGAUGUUACAACACCAACGAAACCAGCAGCAGCAGCAGAACAUGCUUCAGCGGAAGAUGAUGCUACCAGGGGGCAUGAACAGUAUGAACAGCUUAGGUAUGGGUAUGAAUGCUGUCAAUAACAUGAAUGGAAUGAGUGGAGUAGGCAUUCCCGUAAGUACGGGUCAAGGUGGCCUUGGAAGCGUCGUGGGUCUGAAUGGAAUGGGUGGAGUUGUAGGCAUGGGCGCAAUGUCAGGCAUGACUAUGACACCAUCCAUGGGAGGUAUGUCCGGUCUUCCACCGAAUAUGAAUCAAUUUUCUGGUAUGGCCAAUAUGGGUCAACCUGGUGGAGUUGCGAAUUUGUUAUCUCAGCAGCUUCGUCCAGCAGGCCUUGGUCAGGCUCAGGCUCAGGCUCAAGCUCAAGCUCAGGCUGCUGCUGCAGCUCUUUCGAAAGCACGGAUGAAUGCUGGACGAGGUCGCACACCUGGCACUCCUACUCCUCCCGUUCGAGGUGCCGUGGACAAUCUAUCCACUAUGACAGCUCCGAGUCAACUUCAUGGUAACUCAGGAGUUCCGAUCAUGAAUCAGGCAUUGUCAAGGAGUGGCUUGGCGCCAAUGCAGAGGCCUCUCUCUGGUAUGGCGCCUCCAAAAGUAGGCGCUACAGGUAUGGCACCCGGAGUUGCUGGUCAAAAUUACUACAUGAAUUCUCAGCAGCUGAAUUCACAACAGGUAAACACCGGUCUUGGGGCAUUAGUGGGUGGUCCACAAAGUCCUCAGCUGAGCGCCCAGGGCUCUUUGGGAUCUAUUGCAGGCCUCUCAAGUUCAAGUAUGGAUAUGCAAAAUGCUUCUCGAGCUGCGUCGCUGAAUGCUGCAAGUGUGGCGAACCGGGGGGUUGUCAGGAGACCAAUGAUGCCCCCUCAGGCUCAGCCCGGUCAGCCAGGACAGCAGUCUUAGUUGCUGUCUUUUUCUGUUUAGAAAGACGCGAAGAACCCGAGAGGUGUACUUGAUCCACGGAGGAUACCUAGUGUUUAGCACUUCUCUUCAGGUUCGAAAUAUAUCCCGGAAUUUGAAAUUGCGUGUCAACUUCGUCUUUGUAAGGAUACGUAGUUAAGGAAGUGGUGUUCCAGGCGGUUGGGAGAUGAUGAAAGACGUGAUGUAAUCGUCCAAGGGCUCCACAAUCGACGUGCCUGGAAGGGACUUGGAACAGGCAUUGAUUCCUCUUCGGUAACCCUUUUUUGAGCUGUUCCCUGCCAGAGUUCUGGCCGAUUGUCGCAGUGCAAGGGUGUUCUCUAGUCGGCAGUGAAAAGGGUGAGCGUCGAGCGGUUCGGCCGAGAGUUGAUAACAGGACCUGAGCGUCGCGAUUUUACCGGAUUUUCUGAAACCUGACAUCGCUCUUGUUGACUAUACUCAACACAAUCUUUCCAGGCCAGGAUGCCUGGAUUUAGGUCCGUUUGUAAGAGGAGUAUUGUAUUUCAACUGAAGCUUGUUGGAGGUCUCGGGCGUUGUAAUGUAAGAUGUUUUCUGCGGAGGAGGAAGGAAGAAAUGACCUAUCAUGAGGCCCGGAUUUUACAUCGCUCUUUAUCACUAUCCAGACAAUGAGCGACACGAGGUUGGUUUAUAUGUCACUAGUCUUCAGUCCAGCUGAAAGGGCCCGGCUUCAAUAGUGACAGUGUAUUUUGUUACAGAAGUUUAGAGAGGCUUCAUUUUGUCAAAUGUAAAUAGAUAGAAAUCAUGAGCUUAUCAGUUCUUUAAGCAGCUAAGCACGAACUUCUGGCCACUAAAUUGGACCCCGCGUUAGUCGUGGCCUGGAUGAGGUAAAAAACGAACCGCCGGCCUUUCACUGUCCCUUGAUACACAUCUUCAGGCUGGUUUAAGGUUGUAUUCGAGUCCUCUACAAGCGGACUCGAUGGCAAUUGGUUGUGUAGUAAAACGAGCAGCUCGGUUUACACCUGUAUAAUCUGUCAAUAAUAAUUUGAAGGUAAUUUAU
Messenger RNA from Marchantia polymorpha subsp. ruderalis, 6292 nucleotides. NCBI's taxonomy places the organism in Eukaryota, Viridiplantae, Streptophyta, Marchantiopsida, Marchantiales, Marchantiaceae. The record is from the annotation of a GenBank genome assembly.